UUAAGCCAGACAGCACGACCAAUGCUCUCCUUACUGUACUUCUUCUUGCUCCCACGCCUCCUCCUUUCUUCUUCACCCUCGCUCUCCUCCUCCACUUCCCCCCUCCUCUCCUUUCUAAAAAUCUUCCCUUUCCCGCCACCAUGGAACCAAACGCUCCCUCCAUGUCGCUUCCCCGGCGUUUCCUGCUCCGCCACCGGAGAUAUCGUUGCGCUCAACUUCUCCGGCCUCGGCCUCUCGGCCGCCUUCGCGACCGCCGUGCCUCACCUUCUUCUUAUCCCUUCACUUCACUAUCUCGACCUGUCGCUCAACCACUUAACUGGCUCCAUCCCCUCAUCACUAUUCAUCUCGCUUCGCCUUCGCCACCUCGACCUCGGCCAAAACUACCUCACCGGCCCCAUUCCUGAAGAAAUCUCCUUCGCCGUUGAUAUGGAGUACCUCGGCCUAUACGAGAAUUUCCUCACUGGCGAUAUCCCGCCGGCGCUUACUCUCCUUCCGAAUCUCAGAUAUCUUUAUAUUAACCAAAACAACCUCACCGGACGGCUGCCGGAUUUCGCUGCUCAUUGCUCCCUCUCCUUCCUAUACCUCCAUUGGAACUUGCUCACAGGACCGCUUCCUAAGAGCUUGUUCAAUUGCCAUGAUCUGACCGUGCUCGCACUCUCCUUUAAUCGUUUUGGAGGAUCGGUGCCUGACUUAUUUGAUGAAAUUCCCGGGCUUCAGCUUCUUUAUCUUGAUGACAAUGAAUUUGUGGGUGAGCUACCCAGGAGCUUGGGGAAGCUUGGGAAUUUGACUGCAGCGAUUCUUUCUAAGAAUCAUUUCAGUGGCAGUGUACCUGAAGAGAUUGGGGAUUGCCGUGCACUGCAAAAUCUCGAUCUUUGGGGGAACAACCUCUCUGGGACGAUUCCAUUACAGAUAGGGAAGUUGAGCAGCUUGAUUUCUCUUUCUUUAUCAGAUAAUCAGCUCGUGGGUCCUCUGCCUGCAGAGAUUGGCAACUGCUGCUCUCUGGUGGAGCUUGAGCUACAUGACAAUCUCAUCGGAGGUCCAAUUCCCUCCGAGCUUGCCAAGCUAAGGAACCUUGAAAAGAUCUGGCUUUUUAAUAAUCAACUUGAAGGAACAAUACCUCCCGAGAUAGGGAAAUUAAGUGCUCUUCGGGAUUUGCAGCUUUAUAAUAAUUGCUUAACUGGAAGCUUGCCUACAGAGAUUACUCAUCUGCGGAAACUUGAAUAUCUAUCAUUAGCCAACAAUAAUCUCACUGGACAGUUGCCUUUUGACCUUGGGAGAAGCACUGAGAGUGGUUUGAUUAAGCUGGACUUGACAGGAAAUGAUUUCUAUGGGCCAAUUCCUGCUGGACUCUGCUCAGGUAACAAUCUCACUGUUCUUGUAAUUGGGCAGAAUAGAUUCAAUGAUACCUUUCCUGUCCAAAUCGCUCUUUGUUCAGCUCUUACGAGGGUGAUACUAAGUAAUAAUCAUCUUCAAGGAGUUAUACCUGAAAAUUUGAGUUCGAAUUCAAGAAUAUCUUACCUUGACCUUAGUAACAACUUCUUUGAAGGGAAAAUACCACCAAGUCUUGCCCUUUGGCACAAUCUCACAAUGCUGGAUAUUUCAAAAAAUUCUUUCUCAGGGCCUAUACCGCCUGUUCUUGCUAAACUUUUAAAUAUAGAGACGUUACAACUGUCCUCUAAUAGAUUUACAGGCACAAUUCCUCCUCAAUUGGCUAACUGCACAAAGCUUCUUAAAUUGGACAUCAGCCAUAAUCUUGUUUCAGGGAGUAUUCCACCGCAGCUUCUGAGAUUGGAGAAGUUACAGUAUCUGAUUCUCGCUGAGAACAGGCUUACAGGUCAUAUUCCAGAUUUGUUUACAUCAAGCCAGAAUCUGAUAGAGUUGGAUCUUGGGAAGAACAUGCUUGAGGGAGCAAUCCCUUAUUCUCUAGGAAACCUUCAGUACAUUUCUCUAGCUUUGAAUCUCAGCAAUAAUAGGCUGUCAGGUGAAAUUCCCAGCAGUCUCAGUAACCUUGAUAAGCUUCAGAUUCUAGAUCUGUCAGGCAACUUUCUAUCAGGACAAAUACCUUCUAGCUUGAACAACUUGGUGUCCCUUUCUUUUGUCAAUUUGUCUUUUAAUAAGUUAUCAGGCAAGCUCCCAGCUAGUUGGGUUAAAUUUGCAGCAUCAUCACCAGAGUUAUUUAUGGGGAACCCUGCUUUGUGCUUGCAGACUAAUGGUGGAAAUUACUGCCAGCAAGCAAUGAAACACAGUGGAAACAAAACUAGAUUCAUGGUGCUGUUCAUGGUAUUGCUCUGUCUCUUUUUUCUUCUAGCUGGAGCACUGAUUACCAGUUACUUCAGAAUGAGAAAUUACUCUUCGCCGGCGGCAAUUCAUCGAGCAGACUUCGUUACAGAUUUGCCUGAAGACCUGACAUAUGAAGAUAUAAUGCUUGCAACGGAAGAAUUGAGUGAGAAGUAUGUGAUUGGAAGGGGAAGGUAUGGGACUGUUUAUAAAACACAGAUUGGUAUGGGAAAUUCUUGCUGGGCUGUUAAAAAGGUAGAAUUGUCUGAGCCAAGUUUCUCUCAUGAGCUGAAGAUUUUGAACUUAGUGAGGCACAGGAACCUGGUGAGAAUGCUUGGAUAUUGCUUAAGAGAUGGCUUUGGCUUGAUUGUUUAUGAGUACAUGCAAGGUGGAACUCUUUUUGAUGUGCUGCACCAGAAGAAGCCACAGGUUACAUUAGACUGGGAGGUUCGCCAUCGCAUAGCUCUUGGGAUAGCUCAAGGUCUGUCCUAUCUUCAUCAUGAUUGUGUUCCUCAGGUCAUCCAUAGAGAUCUUAAAUCAAGCAAUAUACUUAUGGACUCUGAGCUGGAGCCCAAGAUUGGAGACUUUGGAAUGGCAAAAUUGAUGGAUAGUACUAAUUCUAGUUCAACAAAAUCUUCAAUUGUGGGCACUCUUGGCUACAUUGCUCCAGAGCAUGGAUACUCAACAAGGUUGAAUGAGAAGAGUGAUGUUUUCAGCUAUGGAGUUGUUCUUUUGGAGCUCCUCUGCAGGAAAAUGGCAGUAGAUUCAAGCUUUGAAGAUGGAGUUGACAUUGUCACCUGGAUGAAUACAAACCUGCAGAAAACUGAAAAAUGGAACCUUUUCUGUUUCCUUGAUGAGGAGAUUUGGUACUGGAUGGAAAAUGAGAAGGCUAAUGCUCUGAAACUGUUGGAAUUGGCUAUUUCAUGCACUCACUCAUCGAUCAAUGAUCGACCUUCCAUGAGAGAAAUUGUGAGAAUCUUAUUUAAGUUGAAAUGCUAAUUGUAUUUUUAGUACUUGCUGUAAUGCUAAUUCUUAGAAAUCAAACAAAUAGUUUGUAUAAAACAAAAUAUAGAUAGAUUCAGUUUUAUUAUUGUAGAUAGAAAGCAAUAUGAAUUUCAAAAUAUUGUAAGUCAACAA
This is a messenger RNA of Dendrobium catenatum, 3414 nucleotides long. RefSeq names its product leucine-rich repeat receptor-like protein kinase PEPR1. Gene Ontology annotation, biological process: protein phosphorylation. Lineage: Eukaryota; Viridiplantae; Streptophyta; Magnoliopsida; Asparagales; Orchidaceae. Bases 22 to 3276 code for a protein of 1084 amino acids. The transcript has 2 exons. The record is from RefSeq and is a predicted model, not a curated record. Gene Ontology annotation, molecular function: ATP binding; protein binding; protein kinase activity.